Messenger RNA from Myotis daubentonii (Daubenton's bat), 2005 nucleotides. RefSeq names its product SH3 domain containing GRB2 like 2, endophilin A1 (gene SH3GL2). Gene Ontology annotation, cellular component: glutamatergic synapse; cytoplasm; presynapse. The record is from RefSeq and is a predicted model, not a curated record. Gene Ontology annotation, biological process: synaptic vesicle uncoating. Gene Ontology annotation, molecular function: protein binding. NCBI's taxonomy places the organism in Eukaryota, Metazoa, Chordata, Mammalia, Chiroptera, Vespertilionidae.
GCGCCUGACGUCAGUGUGUCUCUCCGCACGAGCCCGCGUCCCGCGCCGCUCCGCGCCCCAGCGCCCACAGCCCCGCGGCUGCACGACGAGCGGCGGCCGGGAGCGCGCCGCCCCGCUCGGCCCUGCUGCUCCGCUCCGCCGCCACCUCCUUCCCGCACCCGCACCCGCACCCGCAGCCGCCCGCGCGCCCUCCAGCACCAUGUCGGUGGCCGGGCUGAAGAAGCAAUUCCAUAAAGCCACGCAGAAAGUGAGUGAGAAGGUUGGAGGAGCUGAAGGAACCAAGCUAGAUCAUGACUUCAAGGAGAUGGAGAGGAAAGUGGAUGUCACCAGCAGGGCUGUGAUGGAAAUAAUGACUAAAACAAUUGAAUACCUUCAACCCAAUCCAGCUUCCAGAGCUAAACUCAGCAUGAUCAACACAAUGUCCAAAAUCCGUGGGCAGGAGAAAGGGCCCGGCUACCCGCAGGCAGAAGCACUGCUGGCAGAGGCCAUGCUCAAGUUCGGGAGAGAGCUCGGAGAGGACUGCAACUUUGGCCCUGCGCUCGGUGAGGUGGGGGAGGCCAUGCGAGAGCUCUCGGAGGUGAAAGACUCCUUGGACAUGGAGGUGAAGCAGAACUUCAUUGACCCCCUUCAGAACCUUCACGACAAAGACCUGAGAGAGAUCCAGCAUCACCUGAAGAAGUUGGAGGGUCGACGCCUGGACUUUGAUUAUAAGAAGAAACGACAAGGCAAGAUCCCAGAUGAAGAGAUCCGUCAAGCCCUGGAGAAAUUUGACGAGUCUAAAGAAGUUGCUGAGUCAAGCAUGUUCAAUCUGCUGGAGAUGGACAUCGAACAGGUGAGCCAGCUCUCUGCGCUCGUCCAAGCCCAGCUGGAGUACCACAAGCAGGCAGUGCAGAUCCUGCAGCAAGUCACCGUCAGACUGGAAGAAAGGAUAAGAGAAGCUUCGUCUCAGCCUAGAAGGGAAUAUCAGCCCAAACCGCGGAUGAGCCUGGAGUUUCCCAUUGGAGACAAUACUCAGCCCAAUGGAGGCAUCUCCCACGCGGGCACUCCCAAGCCUUCAGGUGUCCCCAUGGAUCAGCCCUGCUGCCGAGCUCUGUACGACUUUGAACCUGAAAAUGAAGGGGAAUUGGGUUUUAAAGAGGGUGAUAUCAUCACACUCACUAACCAGAUUGAUGAGAACUGGUACGAGGGGAUGCUUCAUGGCCAGUCAGGCUUCUUCCCCAUCAACUAUGUGGAAAUUCUGGUUGCCCUGCCCCAUUAGUAUGUCAUGCUGGCUGGCUCAUCUCCUCUUGACCCGGAUAGUUCAGUUUAACCACUGCUUUGGUAAUGCUGCUUCCAACACAUCCCAAUGCAGGCCGCAGUGGUCCAGGUCACCCGGCCCCACAGAGUACCUUUGGUUGACUUGUGUGAUCCCACAGGAGUCACGGUGAUGGAUGGUAUCUUCUCCGCCUGGUGGGCAUGGCAUGUGCUUUUAAAAUACCACCUGAGACCAGCCAGACAGUUCUCAGGAGACUGCGGCUUCUUAGACUAAUGACCAUGAGCCACAGCACAGAGAAACCAUCCUACUGAAGGUAUUAUCUAUCACCCAGGGCCUUCUCCAGGUCUCAGGUUUUCCAUCUAAACAGGAGAAAGGGUUUGCUUUCAUAUCGUCCCUUCCCAAACGUGUGAGUCACAGAGUUUGUCGAAGAAAGCCUCCCUCACCAGCAAACUGCCUUCUGGUCUGAGUUAGUCCUUUGAUGCCACCAGGAAAGUGUUGCGUGUGGAUUCAAAGCCUUCUCUGAAAACAUUCACCUCUGUUCCUCCCACUUAUGCCUGUUUCUGAGGCACAGCCUGUUUCCCUUCCUCCCUGCUGUUCGAGCCAGAGGGACUCCCAUUUUAUUUCUAAGAUAGUUAUCAAUCCACAUAUUGUGGGAGGGGCUGACAAGAGGAGACUCUAUUAUGAGGAAAUGGGAAGAGAUCUGUUUCCAAGCUUAAAUGUCCUGCUGUAAAGAAACUGUGUGUGUGUGUG